Messenger RNA from Rhizophagus irregularis DAOM 181602=DAOM 197198, 1092 nucleotides. RefSeq lists its product as uncharacterized. NCBI's taxonomy places the organism in Eukaryota, Fungi, Glomeromycota, Glomeromycetes, Glomerales, Glomeraceae. Gene Ontology annotation, cellular component: SNARE complex; endoplasmic reticulum. Gene Ontology annotation, biological process: retrograde vesicle-mediated transport, Golgi to endoplasmic reticulum. The record is from RefSeq and is a predicted model, not a curated record.
AUGGUCGACUUGACUUCAGAAUUCAGAAAAAUAGUCACUGAAAUAUUAAGUAAUAAUUCUACUUUAGAAAAAGAGAAAAAGAAACAACGUAAUGAUAUAUUGCCACCAGCUAAAAAGAAUGCCAGAGAAGUACAAGACGAGUUUCUAAAAGAAGCUUACCGAAUAGCUUUCCAUAUCAAUAAUUUAAAGAUAUUUUUACUUUCAAUUCGAAAAGCUUAUUUAAAUACUUCUUCGCGGCAGUUAAAACCUGUCUAUAAUUAUCUUAGUCCAUCUGCAUCCGAUAAUAAAGAUAAAUUUUUUUUAACGAAAUUUGAUCCUUCUACAACUUUAACAGAUAAAGAACGGGAUGAAAUUGAUUUACAUGCUAAAAUUGUUAUACAACAAUGUUUAGAUCGAAUCAAGAAAUUGGAAGAGUCUGAACAAAAACGACAAAAUUCAAUUAUGAAUAAUACAUGGAAUAAACUUUUAUCAACGGCUUUUUCGAUUGAGCAUGAUAUGUUGGCAGCCAUUCGCAGUAGUAUAACAUGGUAUUUAAACAAACGAUUAACUGAAAUAUCAAAAAUACAAAAAGACCAACAGGAAACUAGGAUCAUGAAAGAAAUCGAAAAACGUGAGAGUACAUUAUAUAAGUCAGCUUCAAUUAGGCCUUCUACUCCUUCACUUCAAAUGAUGAUAAAUGAAGAAAAGGAGAUAUCAGAAAAAAAUGAUAGGGGAUUAAAUAGAGGUACAAUAGGAGAAGAAGAGGAUGAUGAAAUAGAACAAAGUUUAACAGCAGAACAAAAAAUGAUGUUGGAAAUGGAAAAUGAAACAAUGAUGAAAGAAUUAGCUACUGCUCUGGAGCAAGUCAAUCAAGCAGAAAAAGCAUUAUUAGAGAUAUCAAAUUUACAAACAGUUCUUUCAAAUCAUUUAGCAGUUCAAACACAACAAACAGAUAAAUUAUAUGCUGAAGCUAUUGCCACUACUGAUAGAGUACAAGAAGGAAAUUUAAUGUUGCAUCAAGCAAGACAGAGAGCUUCUGAUACGAGAAAAUGGAUUUUAAUCUUUUUAAUAAUAGCUAGUUUCAUUUUAUUAUUCUUGGAUUGGUACGAUUAA